CGGCGGCGCUGCAGCUGCGGGGCGUGGGGGCGGCGGCUUCGGAGGCCAAGGCGGUGGUGGUGGCCCUCGCGGAGACACCGGCACCUCGACUGGGGAAAGCGCUCGGCCGGGACCCCACAGAAGGCCCUAUGGAGGUGGCUGCGGGUGGAGGCUGCGGCGCGGCACCACCGCUGCUGCUGAGCGAUAGCGAGCAGCAGUGCUACUCUGAGCUCUUUGCGCGCUGUGCAGGCGCUGCAAGCGGGGGCCCGGGACCUGGACCUCCCGAGGCUACCAGGGUCGCCCCCGGCACCGCCACUGCGGCCGCAGGUCCAGUGGCCGAUCUGUUCCGAGCGUCGCAGCUGCCACCGGAGACGUUGCACCAGAUCACAGAACUGUGUGGUGCAAAGCGGGUUGGUUAUUUUGGUCCAACACAGUUUUACGUUGCCCUGAAAUUGAUUGCUGCAGCACAGUCCGGCCUCCCUGUUCGGACAGAGAGCAUUAAAUGUGAACUGCCUCUGCCUCGCUUUGUGAUGGCAAAGAGUGAUGGUGAGAUACGGUUUGGGAACCCAGCUGAGCUGCACGGAAAGAAGGUUCAGAUUCCAUACUUACCCACCGAGAAAAAUUCCCUCAAAAGAAUGGACGACGAGGAUAAACAGCAGGAAACACAGUCUCCCACGAUGUCACCCCUUGCCUCCCCUCCUUCUUCCCCGCCUCAUUACCAGAGGGUGUCCUUGAGCCAUGGCUACAGCAAACUGCGGAGUGGCACAGAACAGAUGCAUUCAGGGUCUCAUGAGCAGCAGUAUGGCCGCCUGCCUGCUAAGCUUACAGGUCCUUAUGAAACUAGGCAGCCCAUUGGCCAGCCUGAAGGAUCCUCAUCAGAGGCUCCAAUAUCCAAACCCCUUCGUCGUCAGGCAUCUCUUAUUCGGUCCUUUUCAGUGGAGAGAGAACUGCAGGAUAACAACAGUAAUUACCCAGAUGAGCCCUGGAGGAUAACAGAAGAACAGCGGGAGUACUAUGUCAAUCAGUUUCGGUCCCUCCAGCCAGACCCGAGUUCCUUCAUUUCAGGGUCUGUGGCCAAGAACUUCUUCACCAAAUCAAAGCUCUCCAUCCCAGAACUCUCUUAUAUCUGGGAACUCAGUGAUGCUGACUGUGAUGGAGCCCUGACCUUGCCAGAGUUUUGUGCUGCAUUUCAUCUCAUUGUAGCACGGAAGAACGGCUACCCACUGCCAGAGGGCCUACCUCCUACUCUGCAGCCAGAGUACUUGCAAGCAGCUUUCCCGAAAUCCAAGUGGGAGUGUGCAAUAUUUGAUUCUUAUUCUGAGUCAAUGCCAGGGAACCAACAACCCUGUGACUUGAAUCGGAUGGAGAAGACAACUGUUAAAGACAUGGCUGACUUUCCUGUUCCUACGCAAGAUGUGUCUACUGGUGAUGACAAACAAGCUUUGAAAAGUACUGUUAGUGAACCUUUACCAAAGGACGUGUCUGAGGAUACAGCAACUUCUAAGGACUGCAACAGUCUCAAAGCAAGACCAAGAUCCAGAUCUUACUCUAGCACCUCCAUAGAAGAGACCAUGAAAAGGGGUGAGGACCCUCCCACCCCGCCACCGCGGCCACAGAAAACCCAUUCCAGAGCUUCCUCCUUGGAUCUGAAUAAAGUCUUCCAGCAGCCCAGUGUGCCAGCUACUAAUUCAGGAUUGUUACCCCCACCACCAGCACUUCCUCCAAGACCUUGUCCAACACAGUCUGAACCAGUAUCUGAAGCUGACUUACACCCUCAGCUGAACAGAGCUCCUGCUCAAGCUGCAGAAAGCAGUCCAGCAAAGAAGGAUGCACCACAUGGUCAACCUCCAUCAAAACCUAUUCGCAGGAAAUUCAGACCUGAAAAUCAAACUACAGAAAACCAAGAGCCUGCUGCUGCUGCUGCUGCUGCUGUUGCUGCUGCUGGAGGGGCAGCUUCUGCAGCAAUGGUGAAACCCCAUCCUACAGUACAAAAGAGGUUCAUCAAGAACGGAUUGCAUUGGAAAACCAAUUGGAACAACUUCGUCCAGUCACAGUGUUGUGACAUCCUCAAGUCUCGACUGACAGUGGGUGACCUUGUCUGCCAAGAUCUUUCUUUUGUUUGAGCCCAACUACUUGUCAUAGAUGUCUGAAUGUCAAAAGCUGUGAGCAGCACAAUAUAUUCUGUGUGAUUUUCUCUUUUGCACUUCUCUUGUAUAUUUUACAGUGGUGGUAAAAAUGUCUUCAACUGAUUAUUGCACUUAAAAUCUUAAUUAUCAGCUACUUGGGAGGCUGAAGCAGGAGGGUCACAAGUUCAAGGCCAUCUUAAGAAGCUUAUUGAGACACUGUCUGAAAUAAAAUGUAAAAAGAGAGCUAAAGAUAUAGCUCAGUGGUAGAGUGCUUGCCUGAUAUGCAGAAAACCCCAAGUUUAAUCCUAAGUACCAUUUAAAAACUUUACUUAUCACUGGAAUUUAUCUCCUAUUUUAACCACUUUUAAAUAUUUCUCCUUAUUAAAAUUAGUCUUCUAUCAGAUAACUCAGAGCAUUAUUUAUUUAAAGAAUUUAUAAUUUUUACAGAACCGAAUAAUGGAGUACUACCAGGAUGCUCAUUUUAUUCUUGUGUGUUUCAUACAGUAGGUUGGUUUCCUGAAUAAUGUGGAUUCCAACUGGAUAGUCUUAGGCAUGAUUACAAUAAAAACAAAAGCUGAAAUACAAUUAAAGCAGCAGAUUUACACUGGCACUGUGCCCUCUACCACUAUAUGCCAAAAACGCUUCUCUAGUGCUAUUUUGAUAUUAUAUCAGCUAUAAAUAAUACAUGACUAUUGUUUUCUAUUAAAUAUCAGAAUGGGUCUUUCCAUCUAUGUGAAAUAGAGAUUUUGGCAAUGAACUGUUCAACUUGGCCAAUCUCAGCCAUCAACCUAGAUAACUCAAUCCUUUUCAUGUAAGUUUUUGGGCAAGCACAAUCUACUUUAAUUGCCUUGCCUAAUCAAAUUAAAUAGUUUCCAGAUCACUACUUUUAUCCUGCAUGAGGAUAACAUCUCUGUAAAUGCAUGAUCUUGGAAACUACCCAUCAAAUAUGAGUAGCUAGGUAGCUACCUAUUUGUUGUUGGACCCAGGUUUCCAGGCUAAGAAGGGAAGGGUAAUGGCUACCAACUCUCCAACAAUACCUGGUUGUUGUCUUUAUUUUAGUCUGGAUUUCAAAUGUGUUGGGUCUGAAGACAUAAUGAAAGAAUGUAAUCUUCACACUAGCUUUAUGACUAUUUGUUCUCUCUAAAGUGUGCCCUUGGGAAGUAUUGACUUUAUAUACAGUUCAGAGGAUCUAAGCUAACUCUCGUGGAAGUGAUAUAAAGCAAGCUCCAAUUGCAGAAAGCCAGUAACCUGUAGAAAUUUAGUAGUAUAGCCCAAUUGAAAGUAGGAAAUGACUGACCUAUAGGGUCACAGGGUCCCUAGUUCACCAAUCCACAGCUGGGCAUUCCAAUGUUAACAUUACUUUGAGAGACUUAUAGCAUGACAUAUUGUCUUUUGUGCAUUUUGCAAACCUACUCAUUCUUUGCAUAGUGGGAUGUGGUGUGCACAGGGUACUUUUUGAAAUGGUUUUGGAUAGAUUUAUAAUAUGUAAGAUUAGGCUGUUGACUUCAAUAGAGCUGAGAGCGUUGAGUAAAAAUAGGCGUUUAUUUAAUACUUCCCUGUUCCUUUGGCAAGCUUUAUCAGUAGCUUAAUAACAGAAGAGAAGGGUUCAAACAGAUGACGUUUUUCCAAAGAAAAACAAAUUGUUGAAUCUCUUCCAUGCAUAUUUAAGGAUUUGAAACUGAUUUGAUUUGGAAAGUCAGGAAACUUGAACUAUUUCUGCAUUUCCUUUUCUCCUUGGCUGCCUUUUUGUUGCUGUUCUUGUGCGGAGGGCUCGGGAAUGAGUUUAAGCCCUCCUAAGAUUAUGAAUGGGUCAGUGCAAAUUCAUAAUUCGUAGGUGACUUCUUUUUUUCCUUAUGCUGGGAUGUGGGGGCUGUGACAAAUUUUUAGCAGUGUUCUGAUUGCAGCUGUUUCACAGCAUGUUUGGUGUUUGGUAUGUUCAAUACAGGAGAGACCAACAUAUGCACUUUUUCUCAAAAUCGUCCAGUGCAUAUGCCUCACUCGGGGUAGCGCUUCAAAUCGACCAACCAGACACAACCUAAGGAAUGUUAGUCUAACUGUGCAUUUAACAACACUGACUUGCUAUUUCCCUGUGAAGUAAAUGACACAGGGAACUGGGUAGAGAUUGGAAUUUUAGUUUUUUAAAGGAUAAAACUUGCAUUGGACAAUCAAGGCCCUCUGAGUGUCACAUCACAGCCUCAUCAAUAUAUUUCUUGUGGAGCUGGGGAUGAAACCCAUAUUUUAAUUUAGACAUUGCAUUAAAACACCUACCAAUAAUACACACACACACACACACAGAGAGAGAGAGAGAGAGAGAGAGAG
Messenger RNA from Onychomys torridus (southern grasshopper mouse), 4424 nucleotides. It is a transcript of the gene Reps2, whose product is annotated as RALBP1 associated Eps domain containing 2. Lineage: Eukaryota; Metazoa; Chordata; Mammalia; Rodentia; Cricetidae. The record is from RefSeq and is a predicted model, not a curated record. The coding region runs from base 129 to 2102 and encodes 657 amino acids. Gene Ontology annotation, molecular function: protein binding; calcium ion binding. Gene Ontology annotation, cellular component: cytoplasm; plasma membrane. The transcript has 18 exons. Gene Ontology annotation, biological process: endocytosis; endosomal transport.